Molecule: messenger RNA, 1376 nt
Organism: Arabidopsis lyrata subsp. lyrata
Lineage: Eukaryota; Viridiplantae; Streptophyta; Magnoliopsida; Brassicales; Brassicaceae
Product: spermidine synthase 1
Exons: 9
Coding region: 16-1152 (378 amino acids)
Biological process (GO): spermidine biosynthetic process
Cellular component (GO): cytosol
Molecular function (GO): spermidine synthase activity
Source: RefSeq, a predicted model, not a curated record
AUAAUAAAAAAUGAAAUGAUAUGUUCAGUGUUACGCUCUUCUCUUCCUUAUAUCUUCAGCUUCACUUCACAUCAAAAUCACCACCUCUCCUCAAAAACCCUAAUUCCUCUCUCUCAUUUCUCGGAGAUAUUCACCAGAGCAUUAACCAUGGAUGCUAAAGAAUCCUCCGCCACCGAUUUGAAAAGACCGAGAGAAGAGGAUGAUAACGGCGCCGCCGCAACCAUGGAGACGGAGAACGGAGAUCAGAAAAAGGAGCCUGCUUGUUUCUCCACUGUCAUUCCUGGCUGGUUCUCUGAAAUGAGUCCUAUGUGGCCAGGAGAAGCACACUCAUUGAAGGUUGAGAAAGUUUUGUUUCAAGGGAAAUCAGAUUAUCAAGAUGUGAUUGUUUUCCAGUCUGCAACAUAUGGAAAAGUUUUGGUUUUGGAUGGAGUAAUCCAACUUACCGAGAGAGAUGAAUGUGCCUAUCAAGAAAUGAUCACUCAUCUUCCUUUGUGCUCUAUUCCUAACCCUAAGAAGGUCUUAGUUAUUGGAGGAGGAGAUGGAGGUGUCCUGCGGGAAGUUGCACGCCAUGCUUCUGUUGAGCAGAUUGACAUGUGUGAAAUUGAUAAAAUGGUGGUCGACGUGUCUAAGCAAUUUUUCCCUGAUGUAGCAAUUGGAUACGAGGAUCCUCGCGUGAACCUUGUCAUUGGCGAUGGUGUUGCUUUCUUGAAGAAUGCUGCUGAAGGAUCAUACGAUGCGGUUAUUGUUGACUCUUCAGAUCCAAUCGGUCCUGCAAAGGAGCUAUUUGAGAAACCCUUCUUCCAAUCCGUGGCUAGAGCUCUUCGUCCUGGUGGGGUUGUGUGUACUCAGGCUGAAAGCUUGUGGCUUCACAUGGACAUCAUCGAAGACAUUGUUGCAAACUGCCGUGAGAUCUUCAAGGGUUCUGUGAACUAUGCCUGGACCAGCGUUCCAACAUACCCCAGUGGGGUUAUUGGAUUUAUGCUUUGUUCUACUGAGGGACCUGAUGUUGACUUCAAACACCCACUGAACCCAAUUGACGAGAGCUCAAGCAAAUCAAAUGGACCUUUGAAGUUUUACAAUGCCGAGAUUCAUUCAGCCGCAUUCUGCUUGCCUUCUUUCGCCAAGAAGGUAAUUGAGUCAAAAGCCAAUUGAAAAGAGAAAGAAAACUAAUCUGGAGGAUCGUUGAAUUUAUCAAGAAUAAAAGCAUUUUACUGUUUUUAGAAUGUUCUGUUGUUUCAUGCAUGUUUCUGUAACACAUUGCAAGAGCUGCAAAAGUGACUAUGUCUUCUUUUAGCAUAAUAGCAUUACACAUUUACAUAGUAGCAAAUCCUAUUUACAACAUGUUCUUAUGCUUUUGCGAUGAAGCUGAGAAGUCA